This is a messenger RNA of Nannospalax galili (Upper Galilee mountains blind mole rat), 815 nucleotides long. It is a transcript of the gene Nt5c, whose product is annotated as 5', 3'-nucleotidase, cytosolic. Bases 26 to 637 code for a protein of 203 amino acids. Gene Ontology annotation, molecular function: 5'-nucleotidase activity. The transcript is spliced from 5 exons. Lineage: Eukaryota; Metazoa; Chordata; Mammalia; Rodentia; Spalacidae. The record is from RefSeq and is a predicted model, not a curated record. Gene Ontology annotation, biological process: pyrimidine deoxyribonucleotide catabolic process.
UGCCGAGCACCCAGCGACUCCCGCCAUGGCGCAGCGGCGCGCGGGGGUCGUGCGCGUGCUGGUGGACAUGGACGGCGUGCUGGCCGACUUCGAGGCCGGCUUGCUGCGGGGCUUCCGCAGCCGCUUCCCCGGGGAUCCGCACGUGCCACUGGAGCAGCGCCGCGGCUUCCUCGCCCGCGACCAGUACCGAGCCCUGCGGCCCGACCUGGCGGAUAAAGUGGCCAGUGUGUACGAGUCUCCAGGCUUUUUCCUGGACUUGGAGCCCAUCCCUGGAGCCUUGGAAGCUUUACAGGAGAUGUACAACAUGCCGGACACCGAGGUCUUCAUCUGCACCAGCCCCCUGCUGAAUUACGACCACUGUGUGGGCGAGAAGUACUGCUGGGUCCAGCGCUAUCUGGGGCCCCAGUUUGUGGAACGAAUUAUCCUGACAAGGGACAAGACGUUGGUCUUGGGGGACCUGCUCAUUGAUGACAAGGUCAACAUUCAAGGUUUAGAGGCGACCCCAAGCUGGGAGCACAUCUUGUUCACCUGCUGCCACAAUCAGCACCAGGCCCUGCCCCCGACCAGGAGACGGCUACUCUCCUGGAGUGACAACUGGAGGGAGAUCAUCGACAGCAAGCGAGCACAGCAGGAAUGAGCUGAAGCUGUGGCUAAGGGGCGGAAAAGUGGGCCCUCAAGGAAGCUGCAGGGACAGAGGUCUCCCUGUCAUGGGAGUCACUGUUACCUCUUCGUGUACCUGCACAGCCACCCCAAGCCAAGAUGGCUGCUUUGAGAGGGGAAAUCAGUCUAAGGCUUUAAUAAAAACCAAAACCAGA